AAUUAGCCCAGCCGAGAGCGGGUCAGUGAAAGAGCCUACCCCAGCUUUAACCCCCACGCCACCCGGCCAUAUGGCAGCCAAUUUACCCCCACCCCCUCCCCCACCUGCCCCGUGGGGGGGGUCUGAGAGGUGUUUACACAAACUAGCAUCUAAACCCACGAAUAACCACAGGACAGGGAUCUACCUUCCUGGUGACGACAGGAACUCCCUUUGGGUUCUUCUUCCUCCCCACCUGUUCUGUCACUUUUCUCCCACCUGAGGACCAGAAACCCCGCCCCCCCUCCCCCCCACCCCCAGACGCUGUUUCCUCUGAGCUGCAGGUGUCUGAGACGGUUACAUCACACACGUUAGGAACCAGCUGAAGUCUGGGACUUUCCAGGUGAUCUGACCUGCAGCUCCGAAUCAGGUGUCUGAGAAGAAAGCACCGCUCACCUGACAGGUGUGCUUCCUGUCAGCGGGGGCAAGCUGGCCUACAUCUGCAGGAGUGAGACAAGCAGCUUCCUGUCAGGACACGAGCAGCACUUUCCAGGCAGCGGUGUGUGUGUGUGUGUGUGUGUGUGUGUGUGUGUGUGUGUGUGUGUGUGUGUGUGUGUGUGUGCGUGCGUGCGUGCGUGCGUGCGUGCGUGUGUGUGUGUGUGUGUGUGUGUGUGAUGUAGGUCAAGGCGAUACAGUGGCAGCAGAUUGCUCAUUAAGUGCCAAACCAAGCAAAAGUCUCUGAGUGUGUUUUUCACUGGCAACAGGCCGACCAUCUGCUUGCCUUUCUUCAUUCAUUAAGACGUCUUCUUUGUGUGUGUGUGUGUGUGUGUGUGUGUGUGUGUGUGUGUGUGUGUGUGUGUGUGUGUGUGUGUGUCAGCAUUCAUCACAACAGACACUUGUUAGCCGUGGCACGUCAUUCAUGUUGUUGUCCAAAAGCAGCUCUAGUGUGUCAGAUGGUGCGGUCACAUGACCCUGCUGGCUGCUGAUUGGCCGGUUCGUGCAGCUAAAAACGCUUAGCGCCGUUCUGGUGCAUUAGUGUGUGGCAAGGCUGACUGAGUGACCACAGCGAGAGCGCGUACCUGGAGAAGAGGACCCACCAGACAGGAGACGCCAGGUGAAGACAUGAGGGUGCAGCGGCUGCAUGAACGUGUGAAGAUCUCCAGCAUGAACCGGAGCACCUAGAAGGACCUCACCAAAGUAACUCCAAACCAAAGCAGCAGAGCCAGACUUACAGCUCCAUCUUCAUCACAGUCUAUCCAACAUGAAGCUGGAGAGCACACCAGGAGACAUGAGCACUUGGAGGGAGGUGGACUUUGCUCUCAGCUGCACUUACAUCGUUCCAGAUCAGCUGUCGGACCCGAGCUUCAGCCUGCCCAAAGCCAUGACCUCCAUCCCACGCAACCUCACCUUCGACUACGGUGCCGACAACGAGGUGACAGGUGUGUUCAGCAAGGAGUACAUCCCUCAGGGAACCCGCUUCGGACCCCUGCUAGGGGACACCUACACCAAAGACAACGUACCCAAAGAGGCCAACAGAAAAUACUUCUGGAGGAUUUACAGCGGUGGACAGCUUCAACACUUCAUUGACGGCUACGACGUCCACAAGAGCAACUGGAUGCGUUACGUCAACCCGGCCCGCUCUCUGGCCGAGCAGAACCUGGUGGCGUGCCAGAACGGUCGGGACGUCUACUUCUACACCAUCCGGCCCGUUGAGCCCAAACAGGAGCUGCUGGUGUGGUACAGCCGGGAGUUCGCCCAGAGGCUCUGCGGCCAGCCGGACGACCUCCGUCUGAAGCGGAGCGAUGAAGAGUACCCCAGACAGAGUCUACCUCACCACGCCUGCUUCAAGGACAGGAGACAGGACGAGGAGAGAGGUCCGAUGGGGGAGGACAGCGAGGAAAAGAUCGACGUGGAGAUCUUGGAGAGAGACACUCCUCCUGACACGCCUGAUGACCAGAUCAUGGACUUCAGCAGAAAGAUGGAGAAGGAUUCAGAGGGCCGGGGCAUCAUUCCCUCCCCCCAGCCUGAGCAGAGGGAGUCUGGACUGGGCAUGAAGCACCCAUACUUACCUGAUCAUCACCCCUCCCUCGCAGCACCACACAGGAACCUCCCCCUUCACCUCCAUGGCCUCUACAGCCACAGGGAGGGCCUGGUCUCCUCCUACCCCCUUUACCCACAGUCCCGGCCUCUCCACCCCCCCUACCAGUACCUUCCUCCCUACAGUCCUCAUUAUCCUCGCCUCCUCCUGCCCCCCUACUCUCCUCCCUUCACUGGAAUCCUGUCUUCAAGGGAGUCCCUUCGGUACAGCAGCUACUUGGGCACCGACAGACUUCCGUACCCUCCCAUCGGCCCACCUAACCUGCUCCCAGUGUCCCUCCCUUAUGCUUCAUCUCCACAAGGAGGCCUGAAAGAGCUAACGCCAAACGUCUCCCCACCAAGAGGUGCCCCAGCCACCCCCGAGCUGUCUCCUCCUGCCAAGCCUGACAGCCUUCAUCAGACCCCAGAUCAGUCCCCUUCUGGCUGCGAGGAGGCCAUGAACCUCAGCCUGGCCACCAACAAGAGCAGCGCAGCGCCCCGUAACGGCCCCGGACACAGAUCCCUGCCCUACCCCCUGAAGAAGCAGAACGGGAAAAUCAAAUAUGAAUGUAACAUCUGCUCCAAGACCUUCGGACAGCUUUCAAACCUCAAGGUCCACCUCAGAGUGCACAGUGGUGAGAGACCGUUCCAGUGUCACCUGUGCAAGAAAAGCUUCACUCAGCUGGCUCACCUCCAGAAACAUCACCUGGUCCACACCGGAGAGAAGCCCCAUGAAUGCCAGGUGUGUCACAAACGCUUCAGCAGCACCAGCAACCUGAAAACACACCUGAGACUGCACUCCGGAGAAAAACCAUAUCAGUGCAAGCUGUGCAACACCAAGUUCACCCAGUACAUCCACCUGAAGCUGCACCGCCGCCUCCACAGCAGCCGGGACCGGCCCUACCGCUGCUCGCUCUGCACCCAGGCCUUCUUCCACCGCUUCUCCCUCUGCAUCCACCAGCGCAGCUGCUGCCUGGCUGGCUCCAGCGCCACGGUCAACAUGCACAUGAAGGAGAUGCUGGAACGCUUCGAUGCCAGCCAGGAGGCAGACACGCUCACAGAAACAGCAUCGGCCUCUCAGCUGGCAGAGGCUGUCAAGCGCUGGCUGGCCCGUACUCUGGAAGGUGAGGGGAAGGAGGACCAGAAGGAGGCCAAGGUGCUGCUCAGAGCUCUGACAGUGGCCAUCAACGCACCAGUAACACCUGUGGUCCAAACUACAGCAGCUGAGUACCACGCCAGCCCUCCGCGGACCUCUCAGGAGAGAGCCAGCGUCGUGCAUCUCAACAAACGGCCAACAGUGAAGACAGAAGGGCAGUGAGGACAAUGUUCAGGAUGGUCAUGAAGACGAUCCAACAGCACCAAAAAGCGCUGGUGUUGCCAAAAAUAGUUCCUCGUUUUCACGAUGGGAGGAAUGAGUAGGAACGUUUCCUGAUCGGAUCAAAGCAGCACCAAAAGAAAAGCUUUCCAAAGACGGGGCCCGGCUCUGAGUGCCAGAACCGGGCCCGGAGCCACAAGCUGUGAAGUGUUUAAACUUUUCACUCAGGUAGAGACGCGUGUGCGUUGUGCUUUAACUUAUUACGUUAAAUGGAUUCCUUAUUUAUUUUGUCGUCGGGUAGUUGAAGUGCCGGUGUUUCUCCUCUCCGUGUUGAGAUGACGGGAAUCUUGGACGAGGACUCAGGAAGAGGUCGUUAGCAUGAGUCACCAGCUUCCAGCUCAGGUUCCUUUUCCCAGUCCGAUGGAACAACGAGCCUUUGCCAAAACGACAGUCGCGCCACCGCGCAAGCCUGAGCGUCAUUACCCACGCCAACAUCUGAAUCACUAACGUUUGUGGUGACACUGAACACCACCAACACGACACGUCGGGAUGUUAUUUACCCUCAAAGCUUUACUGCAAAUGUCUGUGAACACGAGCUUCAUCCAAAUCUUACAGCACAGAGAAGUGACCAGAAAGCUCUGGAAACGUUUUAUUUCUACGUAACUGUUGAUGUCAUGCAGGUGUGGACUGACAGGUGUUUUACCCGGCAGCAGCAGGACUUCCUCUAAGUGUGCUUAGAUUCUUUUAGAAGCCCAACUUUUGUACAGGUUGUAGUUUAUUUUUAAACAGCAUAUGAGAUGUUUAUGAGUGAGAGACUAUUUUGAUGAUACUUUUAUAUAUUCACACCAUGUAGCUGAUUAAAGAUAUUGUUUCUAUA
Molecule: messenger RNA, 4244 nt
Organism: Nothobranchius furzeri (turquoise killifish)
Lineage: Eukaryota; Metazoa; Chordata; Actinopteri; Cyprinodontiformes; Nothobranchiidae
Gene: prdm1b
Product: PR domain containing 1b, with ZNF domain
Biological process (GO): regulation of transcription by RNA polymerase II; cell fate commitment
Cellular component (GO): nucleus; cytoplasm
Molecular function (GO): protein binding; RNA polymerase II cis-regulatory region sequence-specific DNA binding; DNA-binding transcription repressor activity, RNA polymerase II-specific
Source: RefSeq, a predicted model, not a curated record